Oryza sativa Japonica Group (Japanese rice) is the source of this 2448-nucleotide messenger RNA. RefSeq names its product subtilisin-like protease. The record is from RefSeq and is a predicted model, not a curated record. Lineage: Eukaryota; Viridiplantae; Streptophyta; Magnoliopsida; Poales; Poaceae. Gene Ontology annotation, biological process: proteolysis. Gene Ontology annotation, molecular function: serine-type endopeptidase activity.
AAUGUCAUCCUUUACAAAUCUCAUGAUCAAUCUUCUUGUGUUACUGGCUCUAGCCUCCUUGCUCUCUCCUGCACCUGCACUCUGCUAUAUCCAUGCAGGUGAAGCAGGCAGCGUCGUCCGUACUCCGAAUGGCACGCCGCCGCCGCCAGCCGACGCCUACCGGACUUACAUCGUGCUCGUCGACCCGCCGCCGCACGGCGCGGCCACGGACGACGACGGGCACCGCCGGUGGCACGAGUCUUUCUUGCCGGGAGGCCGGCGCAUGGACGACGGCGCCGAUCAGGCACGGAUCAUCCGCUCCUACACCGAGGUGUUCGAGGGCUUCGCCGCGAGGCUCACCGCCGCCGAGCUCGCCGGCGUGGUGUCCAAGAAGCCCGGGUUCGUGCGCGCGUUCCCGGGGCGCCGGACGCUGCGCCUCAUGACGACGCACACGCCGGAGUUCCUCGGGCUGACGAGAGGCGCCGGGUUCUGGAGGGACGUCGCCGGCUACGGGAAGGGCGUCGUCGUCGGGCUGCUCGACACCGGCGUCCACGCCGCGCACCCUUCCUUCGACGACCGCGGCGUCCCGCCGCCGCCGGCGAGGUGGAGGGGCUCCUGCGCCGUCGCCGCCACGCGGCGGUGCAACAACAAGCUCGUCGGCGUCAAGUCCUUCGUUGACGGCGGCGGCGGCGGCGACGACGACGUCGGCCACGGGACACACACCGCGUCCACGGCCGCCGGGAACUUCGUCGCCGGCGGCGCGUCGGACCGCGGCCUGGGCGCGGGAACGGCGGCCGGGAUCGCGCCCGGCGCGCACGUCGCCAUGUACAAGGUGUGCAACGGCUCAGGCUGCGAUGACGACGCCGUGCUAGCCGGGUUCGACGAGGCCAUGAAGGACGGAGUCGACGUCCUCUCGGUGUCGCUCGGGAGGUGGUCGAGUCCCCCCUUCGAUGAGGACCCCAUCGCCAUCGCCGCCUUCAGCGCAGUGGCGCGAGGCAUCACCGUGGUGUGCGCGGCCGGCAAUGGCGGCCCCGAGCCGUCGACGGUCUCGAACGACGCGCCGUGGCUGCUCACGGUCGCCGCAGGCUCGGUCGGCCGGAGCUUCUCCACCACCGUGCUGCUCGGCAACGGCGAGCUCGUCGACGGCCAGGCGCUCGCCCAGCAGCCCAACUCCUCGACCUCGUACUACCCACUCCACUUCUCGGAGAAGCAACCGAAAUGUAACGAGCUCGCCGGAAUCGUCGGAGAUGGCGUCGCCGGCCACCUCGUGGUCUGCCAGUCCGAUCCGGUCGAGGACGAGUCCGUCGUGAGCGCCAUGAUGGCCACCGGCGCCGGCGGCGUGGUGCUGAUCAACACCGAGAGCGAAGGCUACACGACCGUCCUCGAGGACUACGGCCCGGGCAUGGUGCAGGUGACCGUCGCCGGUGGCCACAACAUCACGGAGUACGCUAGGUCGUCGUCAUCAUCAGCCGGCGGCUGCAAACCCAACGCCACCGUGGUGUUCGACAACACGUUGCUCAGCGUCCACCCGGCGCCCACCGUCGCCUCCUUCUCGUCCCGGGGACCGAGCAAGGUCGCCCCGGGCGUGCUCAAGCCGGACGUCCUGGCGCCGGGGCUCAACAUCCUCGCCGCAUGGCCGCCGCACCUCCAGCACGGCGGCGGCGGCGGAGGCGGCGGGCUCUUCAAGGUCAUAUCCGGGACGUCCAUGGCGACCCCGCACGCGAGCGGCGUGGCGGCGCUCGUCAAGAGCCGCCACCCGGACUGGUUGCCGGCCGCCAUCAAGUCAGCCAUCCUGACGACGUCCGACGCCGUCGACGGCGCCGGCAACCCGAUCCUGGACGAACACCACGAGAGGGCGACCGCGUUCCUCACCGGCGCCGGCCACAUCAACCCGGCGAGGGCCGCCGACCCAGGCCUAGUGUACGACAUCGCCGUCGCUGACUACGCCGGCUACAUCUGCGCGCUGCUCGGAGACGCCGGGCUGGGGACGAUCGUGCGCAACGAGAGCUUGAGCUGCGGGAAGCUGGACAAGAACAAGAUACCGGAGGCGCAGCUCAACUACCCGACCAUCACGGUGCCGCUGCCGCGGUCGUCGUCGUCGGCGGCGCCGCCGCCGUUCACGGUGAACCGGACGGUGACGAACGUCGGGCCGGCCAGGUCGACCUACACGAUGAAGCUGGAGAUACCCAGGUCGCUGACGAUGCGUGUGUCGCCGGAGAAGCUGGUGUUCUCCGGUGUCGGCGAGAAGAAGGGCUUCAGCGUGACGGUGAGUGGCGGCGGCGGCGGCGGCGAGGUGGUGGAGGGAAGCUUGAGUUGGGUGUCUGGGAAACAUGUCAUGCGCAGUCCGAUUGUCGCCGUUCCCCAACCGUACCUGAAGUUAGGAAGCUAGCGGUCGUUAAUGACAUGAUUCUCUUGUUUUAAGUCACCUCCAGGUGUUUUAACCAUUAAUAAUGUUCAGUAUCUGCCAUA